GGAGCGGCCGGUGGCUACACCAUUAUCGCCCAGGAUAGUUCUUCAAGAACAUUGCUUUCAGAUUCGAUACAAUUUAGGUUGACUUGAAAUGCCGUUUACAUUACCCCUCAAAACAGAGGAUGUAUUUAGUACGUUUGAUCCGAACUUCAUGCCCGGGUACGGAGGGUACAUUCCAAAGUUAAAAAGCCGGUUAGGAGAGACCUACGGCAAUGCUACUCUUGGACUCCUGUCAUAUGAACCUGGACAGCCCAAGUCACCACGUCUAACUCUGACUCAAACAAAAGCAUUGUACAAUCCCCAGGUGCCAAGGCAUCUGUUGAAUAGGACCUAUGGUCAUCCAGAAAUUACCACAUAUGCGGGGCAGGUGCAGAAUACAAACAUUAAAAACGGUUACUUCUAUCCGAGAGAUGGCAAAUAUCAUUUUGCUCUGAAGAGUUGUGUAUACGAUAACAAUCCUGAAGCAACAUCUGCCAUUCAGACUAUAGAAGAAUUGAAACAACGCGAAAUGAUGAAGUGUAACAGGAGUGACCUCAUUGCACCAAAUAUGUCAUCAAGGCCUAAAUCUGCAUUUGCACCAGAUGAAAUUAAACCACCAGACAGUUGUGCUUUCAGCCCCAUGGUUUAUGAGCCAUUUAUUGACCCUUGUCGCCCAAGGAAAAUGGAUAUACCCCCAACCCCAGAUCAAAAGCCAGUGGAGCAGCAUAGCAGGAUAAUUUAUAGACAUGAUUCUUCACUUCAUCCCACCUAUAAUGGUUUUGUUCCAGGUCAGCAGUUUAAGAUUGGAAAGAACUGGGGACACAGUACUUUUAACGCGCGGGGCAUAGGUGAGGAGAAAUCACAGCCACCGUGUCCCACUUGAUUUGGGAAAAGCCUUCUAGAAAGCUGGAUUCAGGGCUGUAUUGAUGUUAAUUAGAAUGUCAAUAAAUUUGAGAGUGUAGACGGAGAAUCUGAUUGUCCGACAAUCAAACCAAUUGUUAAGUUGACUAUAUGUUUGCUG
Molecule: messenger RNA, 997 nt
Organism: Hemiscyllium ocellatum (epaulette shark)
Lineage: Eukaryota; Metazoa; Chordata; Chondrichthyes; Orectolobiformes; Hemiscylliidae
Product: ciliary microtubule inner protein 2B-like
Exons: 5
Coding region: 89-859 (256 amino acids)
Source: RefSeq, a predicted model, not a curated record